This is a messenger RNA of Ambispora leptoticha, 1209 nucleotides long. Lineage: Eukaryota; Fungi; Glomeromycota; Glomeromycetes; Archaeosporales; Ambisporaceae. The record is from the annotation of a GenBank genome assembly.
AUGGAAACAGACGGAACCAAAAAAAAAGAAUUGGAAUACGCAGAAAUUCUAAUGAACACUGACCAAGUUAAUGGGAAAUAUCAUUCAUUUCGCGAUGAUAUUAAUAAAAUUCCUUUUCAUAAAAUGUAUGCAGCAUGUUCUGGUGCAAUUCUAACAUCAGUAUUUACCACACCAUUGGAUGUAAUAAAAACUCGACUGCAAUCUCAAAAUCAGGCUAGGAGACUAUUUUCAACUUCUAUUUCUGGAGCAACAGCAUCUGCAUCUUCACCUGCGUUCUCUUCUUCGUUCACAAAAUGUUGUCACAAUGUCUUCUUUACCCCACAAAAUUUACAACGAGAUCUCAUUUGUCGAAUCCCAAAUCAGGCAGCCGCAUCGUCGUCUUUGUCGUGCGCGUAUAUGGAUACUCCCGCUUUAGAGGCUGCACACGGGACUACAAGUAGACAAUUGAAUGGGCUUUUGGAUGGUGUUAUAAAAAUUGUGCGCUAUGAAGGAAUAUCUUCCCUAUGGCGAGGCUUAUCUCCCGCACUCGUCAUGUCGGUACCAUCAACAGUCAUAUACUUUGUAGGAUAUGAGUAUCUACGUGAUACAAUAUGGAACCGGUGGAAAGGGAAGAAGGCUGAUACUUAUGCACCAUUAAUUGCUGGUGCGUGUGCGAGAACCGUGGCGGUCACUGUCAUAUCCCCGAUAGAACUAUUUCGAACACGUCUACAGGGACCUGAGGGAACAAAUGGUAUACGGGUAGUAAUGAACGGCGUCAAAUCGAUGGUUCGGUCGUAUGGUAUAAAAUCUUUGUGGCGUGGAUUGGGUCCUACAUUAUGGAGGGAUGUACCAUUUUCAGCUAUUUAUUGGACUGGUUAUGAAUCGAUUAGACGAAAUAUACAUAAAAGAUAUUAUAUGUCUGAUGAUGGACGAGGAGAAUCACAGGAAUUUAAAGUUGCUUUUAUUAGUGGCGCGAUUUCUGGAAUGAUCGCAGCGACACUAACAACACCGUUUGAUGUUGCAAAAACAAGAAGACAAGUUGCUUUGCAUACGAAUGCAAAAAAUAACUCCAUGUUACGAAUAAUGCAGAGUGUGGCAAAAGAGGAAGGAUUUUCGGGGUUGAUGCGAGGCGUAGUACCACGUGUCGGAAAAGUGGCACCCGCGUGCGCGAUCAUGAUAAGUUCCUAUGUGUUUUUCACUUCGCCGAAAUCCACCUCAUCAACUAUUUAA